Molecule: messenger RNA, 5660 nt
Organism: Etheostoma spectabile (orangethroat darter)
Lineage: Eukaryota; Metazoa; Chordata; Actinopteri; Perciformes; Percidae
Gene: ntng2b
Product: netrin g2b
Exons: 22
Coding region: 906-4556 (1216 amino acids)
Biological process (GO): tissue development; animal organ morphogenesis; axonogenesis
Source: RefSeq, a predicted model, not a curated record
AGCUUGUAAAGUGGGAAGAGGAGGAGGUGAGGGGGGAAGAGGGGCGGGCACAAGCCUUUCCUCAAAGUCAAUAUUUUAUACUUUUGAUACUCCUUGACGCUGGAUUUCAGUCCUCUUUUCCCAGCCGUUUCUAGAUCUAGGACACCGAUCUACCGGGUGCUGCCAUCUACGGUGUGAUAAAAAGUAUCCGGCAGAAGGCAAAAACAAACAGCGAGCCGGGGCAGGCGGAUAAUGGGAGUACAGUAAGCGCCGCGGCGGGGAACGAGUACAGUGGACGAUCUAGGGGAUCCUUUUGGCCCCUAAAGGGAGACGUGCAGUACUCCAACGACGCACAAAGUGCUGACCUGUCUCGCGGAUGCAUGUUAGAAGACAAUCAGAGGGGCUCGGCCAGUACAAGACGUCAAAUGGAUAUACCUGAAGACGCAGUAACUUCACCUUCAUCCUCCACGACCAGCUCCACUUUUUCCCUGCAGGACACCGCUCUCUGAGAAACUACCCCGCGUUAACAUCUCCCACCCAACCCCCUGCAACACUAUGGUUAAAGUGUAUGCUGAGAUUAAUCUCUGUAACAUUAUCCGCCUCUCCACCCACCGCCCAUCUUCCUCAGGAAGUCAGCCGUCAAAACAAGAAAGUGCCCCUCUUUCGGAUGUGUGGGGACCGUCAAUGUCUGUGAAGAGACACUGAGCGAAAGUUACAGCCGAUACAUCCCGUCAUUUAGGGAGUUUAUAAGCCUGGGGGCGAGUUGUGUCAACUGACCUGCAUCUCUCCUUUCACAGUACAGCAUUAUGGCGUUAGGGAUGUUCACUGUUUCCUUAUGAUCGCUCCAUGCGCCUCAUCUCUCCUCUGAGCUCCGUGGCCCCCCUCACCCUGUGCCGGACCCCGCUCCAAACACCCCCCAGCCUGCCAUGCUCCUCCAAGCCGUGUUUCUGCUGCUGCUUCGCUGCUUGGCCUCCACGCUGGGCCAGUACGAACUGUGCAAGUCCCUGGUGAGCACGGAUGAGGGCUCGGUGUGGGAGCAGUACGCGUGCCAGCCGAAAAGCGCGUCCAUGAAAGACUACAUGCGGAUCAAGGUGGAUCCACCCGGAAUCACAUGUGGAAACCCGCCCGAGAGGUUCUGCACUCUGGAGAACCCAUACCUGUGCAGUGACGAGUGUGAUGCCUCGACCCCAGACUUGGCCCACCCUCCUCAGCUGAUGCAGGACAAAGAACGCACAGGUCUCCUCACCUACUGGCAGACAGUCACAUGGAGACGCCACCCAGAGCCCCUGCUGGCCAACAUCACCAUGUCCUGGAACAAGAGUCUGGAGCUCACAGACGACAUCCUGAUCACCUUUGAGUACGGCCGUCCUACUAUCAUGGUACUGGAUAAGUCCAUGGACCACGGACGCUCCUGGCAGCCCUACCAGUUCUACGCUGACGACUGCAUGGACACCUUCAAAAUGCCACCCAAACGUGUGAGUGACCUCUCACCCGCCAACGUCACGCGUGUCAUCUGCACCGAGCAGUACUCGCGCUGGGUUGGCUCCAAGAAUGACAAGAAUGUAAAGUUUGAGGUGCGGGCACGCUUUGCUGUGUUUGCAGGACCACGACUACAGAACAUGGACAACGUGUACACUCGCAUGGAAAGUAUGAAGGGAUUGAGGGACUUCUUCACCUUCACCAACCUUAGGAUGAGGCUUCUCAGGCCCGCUCUCGGAGGCACAUAUGUCCAGAGAGACAACCUGCUCAAGUACUUCUAUGCCAUCUCCAACAUCGAGGUACCUGCCAGGUGUAAAUGUAACCUCCACGCCUCCCAGUGCCUGCUGCAGGAUGGGAACCUCCAGUGCCAGUGUGAACACAACACCACCGGCCAGGACUGCCAGCGGUGCAGGAAGGGCUUCAAAGCCAAGUCCUGGAAGGCUGGUUCCUACCUGCCAGCACCCAAUGGAACCCCCAACACCUGUACAAUUGCUGGCUCCCCCUCCGGUUCUAACAUGAGAGCUCCGCCAGCAGAAACCAGAGUUACAGACAGCUCAACGCCACUAACAGACAACGUGUUACACACCAGGCCUUUGUCUGAGCCUCCACUGGUACCCAUGGGAGAAUCUGACACACUUCUUGUUACAGCAGAGGUUCACCCUCCUUCAGCAUCCUCUGCGUCAGAGGAGUACCGAGUGUCCCUGACACCAGAGGAGUUCACACCUUUAGAGACAAUCCCUGAACAUUCACAUCUGUCUCAUCCAGCCCCAAAGGAGUCCACACAACAUUCAGGUGUUGAUCAUCAUCAUCACCACCAUCAACAACCGCUGACAAUACAGUCCGUCCUGACUCAUCUUCACCAUCAUACAAGCCUGCACAAAACUGAGGAAAAACACUCAGAGCCGAGGCAAAGUGAGCGAGGAGUCUCCCACAAGUCUGAGGGACACAUACAUGAGAGUCAUGGCCACAAAACAACAACCUCAUCUGACCACUGGGAGGGAACAAAAGCGGAAGGGAAAGUGUCCCACACAUCUGAGGGCCAUGUACAUGAGACUCAUGGCCACGUACAAGAGGCUCAUGGCCACGUACAAGAGACUCAUGGCCAUGUACAAGAGGCUCAUGGCCACGUACAAGAGGCUCAUGGCCACGUACAAGAGACUCAUGGCCACGUACAAGAGACUCAUGGCCACGUACAAGAGACUGAUGGACACAAAACAACAAUUUCAUCUGAGCAUGGGCAGAAAAGGGAGGAGGAGCAUAAAGUGCCGCACAAGUCCGAGAAACCAUUACAUGAGACACAUGGCAACAAAACCACUACCUCAUCUGGGCAUGAGGAGAAGGAAAGAAAAGCUGAAAGGAAAGUCCCCCACAUGUCUGAGGGAAACGUACAUGAAACCCAUGGCCACAAAACAACAACCUCAUCUGAGCAUGGGUUGGAAAGGGAAAAGGAAGAGGAUAAAGAAAGAAAAGCUGAAAUGACAGUAUCCCACAAUUCUGAGGGAAACAGACAUGAGAGCCAUGGCCACAAAACAACCUCAUCUGGACACGGGGAAGUUUCCCACACAUCUGAGGAACAUAGACAUGAGAUUCAUGGCCAUGUACAAGAGACUCAUGGCCACAAACAAGAGACUCACGGCCACGUACAAGAGACUCACGGACACGUACAAGAGACUCAUGGACACAUACAAGAGACUCACGGCCACGUACAAGAGACUCACGGCCACGUACAAGAGACUCACGGCCACGUACAAGAGACUCCCGGACACGUACAAAAGACUCCCGGACACGUACAAGAGAUUCAUGGCCACGCACAAGAGACUCAUGGCCACGUACAAAAGAUUCAUGGCCACGUACAAGAGACUCAUGGCCACGUACAAGAGACUUCUGGCCAUGUAUAUGCGACUCAUGGCCACGUACAAGAGACUCAAGGACACGUACAAGAGACUCAUGGCAAUGUACAAGAGGCUCAUGGCCACGUACAAGAGGCUCAUGGCCACAUACAAGAGACACAAGGACACGUACAAGAAGCCCAUGGACACAUACAAGAGACUCAUAUCCACGUACAAGAGCCUCAUGGCCAUGUAUAUGCAACUGAGGGCCACGUACAUGAGACUCCUGGACAUGUACAUGAGAUUCAUAGGUACGAACAUGAAACUCAUGGCCACAAAACAGUUUUAUCAAAGCACGGGGAGGAAAGAAAGUCUGAAAGCAAAGUCUCCCACAAGCCUGAGGGAAACAUACACGAGACUCACGGCCACAAAGCAACAUCAUCUGGCCACAGGGAGGAGGAGCAAAGAAAAGCAGAAAGGAAAGUCUCCCAACAUUUAAUGGGACACUUACAUGAGACUCCUGGACACAAAACAACCUCAUCCGGGUAUGGAGAAGACCAGCAUAAAGAAAGAAAAGUGUACCACAAACCUGAGUGGGAAAGAAGGAGUCAUGAAACCCCAAAACAUACUUCAGGGAUAGAGGAUGAAGAAAGAGGGAAACAAAAAGGGCUUCUGAAACUCUUGAUCUCAGGAGAGUCCCAGGCCAGACAGUUGUUUGGGAUCAUAUACGAUGAUUUCAGAGACUGUGAGUGCUAUGGCCACUCCAACCGCUGCAGCUACAUCGACUACCUGAACAUCGUCACAUGCGUCAGCUGCAAGCACAACACCAGGGGCCAGAACUGCCAACACUGCAGACUGGGAUACUUCCGCAACGCCUCUGCCGAACUGGAUGACGAGAGCGUCUGCAUCGAGUGCAACUGCAACCAGAUGGGUUCUGUUCAUGACCGGUGUAACGGCACAGGCUACUGCCAGUGUAAAGAUGGGGCCACGGGGGCCAAGUGUGACGACUGUCUGCCAGGAUACUACUGGAAACAAGGCUGUUACACUAAUGUUUGUGACGAGGAGAUGCUCCUGUGCCAGAACGGAGGAACAUGCUACCAGAGCCAGAAGUGCAUCUGUCCUCCAGAGUUUAAGGGGGUACUGUGCCAACACUCCCGCUGCGAGGCGGGCAAGGACUGCAACGCCGCCUCUUCCCUGCACCUUACCACAGCCACCCUGCUGCUCUGCACUCUGCUCACCCACCUGCUGGCCACGUUAACUGCCCACUGAGCCACGAAAACCCCCUCACACCGUGAAGUGUGUGUAUGUGUGUGUGCGUGUACGUGAGGUGAGAGGUGACCCAGAGUGGGAAGGGCCGCCCCCAGUCGUGGACCCAAUGAGCACACACCGCAGCACUCGCAAAAGCACACACACUUACACAACACAAACUAGCCCCAAUUUCCUUUCAAACAUGCUUACACACACAGACACACAAACACACACACACACACACACACACACACACACACGACUAUUAUGAUACUGAGUGUGUGCUCAGGUGUGAGAAGGACAAAGACAGAAAAAAGGGGAGCGACCUCACAGAAAAAAGAUGCAGACGAAGGGGGGGGGGGGGAAAUUAUACCAACCACUGUUCCCUUUAUUCCAGAGCUGGAGCAAUGUGCAUCAAACCAAAAAGCAUAAACAAAACACUUAAAUCAUCACUGUUUCACUUCUAAGGGAAUGGCUGUUGUAUCCACAAGGACCUUUUCUUUUCAUGUUUUUUUUUCUUGGUUGAUUUAAGGAUCUCACCUCUGCUUGACUGACGACCAAGGCGUGUGUGUGGUCAGAGAAUAUGAGACACGACAAACGAUACCUAGGCGAGGUGCACGCUUGAUCCUGCUGCUGAGGCCUACAUAAUAUAAUAACCAGGUUUCAUUUCUUCUAAAAGAUGAGACUUGAUUUUACAUUAAUUCUAUUUCUGCUGCAUUCUUUUAUUUUUAUUAUAUCUUCAGUCAGUGUAUCUAAUGUGCCCACUAACAGUCGCUGAGAUUAUACAUAUUAUAUAAUAUCCAGAGGGUUACAAAUUAUAAAAAUUUAGUCACUAUUAUGGUUGUUCUAGGAAUGAGUGAUUGUUGCCACAGUUAGCAAGAUUUAAUCUUCACACAGUAUUCAGGAAGCAGAAUUUAACAGAAUUUAACUUAUCAGAAGUCUAAAAGAGAGAGAAAAGAUAUUGACCACGUAUCAAUGUUAUAUGACAUUAUUUGAAUAUUUUUUGUAGAAAUUAUUUUUGUUUGGAGUUACAAUAAAUUAUAAAAGAAAUUACAUUUACAACUAUUCCAAAUGAGCAUUUUAUUACACUGAGUGUAAACCUUGCAGUAAAUGACUGUUAUUUGC